ACUCACAACGACAGGUUGUUGACGGUCUGUUAUGAGGAAGAGACGCGUGAUUCAAUUACAGCUAUUACGAGCUCCAUAAGACAUUAUGUAGGACUGAGCAUUUGUGCCGAAUGGCAGCGAGCAGUAUUGUUGGAAACAUCGAGACUUCUGGAAAACAUCAAGAGAUCUAACAGAGGCUCCUGUGUUAUUUGGUUAGACACUAACAAACUUCAUUCUUUCCUAUUAUACCGGAGUCUUAAUCAUGUUUCUCUUCAGAACUUGGUCAACUGUAAGACUGGUCGCCGUUUUACUGAGUUUGGGGAUUCACCAGAGCAACUGGAAGGCAGUGGAAACGAUUCAUCCAGCAUGUGCUGUGGUAGCUGAGCAUAUGAAAGCUCGAGAGCAAUGCAAUCAGACUCAAAGACAAGAGGCCCGCAACAGCAACAAUAUCACUGGAUGUCGUACAGAGUGGGAUGAUUUUUGGUGCUGGUACAGGGCAGAGGUCGGACAGGUUGUCAACGUCUCCUGUUACGAAGUGUCUCAGUUCUUCGCGAUUAAUCAUGGUUUCAUAAUUAGGAAUUGCACCAAGACUGGCUGGACAAAAAUCUACCCAUCCUAUGAGAAUGCUUGUGAGAUUGUGGAGGACGUGGAAUCAGAAACCGAGACAUCAUAUUAUUCCACUUUCAGGCAGGUGUACACUGCAGGUUACGCUACCUCGCUGAUUUCCCUCAUCUCUGCCAUCUUUGUGUUUACAGCCUUCAGGAAGUUCCACUGCACAAGAAACUACAUUCACAUCAAUCUCUUUGCCUCCUUCAUCUUGCGAGCCAGUGCGAUCUUCAUCAAAGAUGCAGUUCUCUUUGCCGAUGAGAAUCUGGACCACUGCUUCAUGUCAACAACCUCUUGCAAGGCGGCGGUAGCUUUCUUCCAGUUCAGUAUCCUGGCUAACUACUUCUGGCUGCUGGUGGAGGGGAUGUAUCUACAGACUCUUCUAGCUCUAACUUUUGUCUCACAAAAGAAGUAUUUCUGGUGGUAUAUACUUAUUGGCUGGGGUCUACCAACACUAAUACUGGCCAUCUGGGUUCUAGCCAGGAAUUUUUUGGAUAACAGGGGGUGCUGGGAUGACACAGAUGUUGCUUACUUUUGGUGGAUUAUCAAAGGACCAAUCACAGUGUCUCUCCUGAUCAAUUUCUUCAUCUUCAUAAAUGUGAUCCGGAUUCUUGUGCAGAAGCUGAAGUCUCCAGGAAUGGGUGGCAGUGAUACCAACCACUUCAUGAGAUUGGCCAAGUCUACCCUUUUCCUGAUCCCUCUGUUUGGCAUGCACUACAUGGUUUUUGCCUUCCUGCCAGAGAACACAGGAGAAAACGCUCGCCACUUUCUUGAACUUGGCCUGGGCCCCUUUCAGGGUUUUGUUGUGGCUCUGUUAUACUGUUUUCUCAAUGGAGAGGUACAAGCAGAACUGAAGAAGAGACUGUGGAAGUGGCAGACACAAAAUUAUUUGAGAUACAGUAAGAGAAGGCGAACCCUCUUUACUGAGAGCAGCACAGUCACACAAAUCUGA
This is a messenger RNA of Sinocyclocheilus rhinocerous, 1537 nucleotides long. It is a transcript of the gene ghrhrb, whose product is annotated as growth hormone releasing hormone receptor b. Gene Ontology annotation, biological process: adenylate cyclase-modulating G protein-coupled receptor signaling pathway; cell surface receptor signaling pathway. The coding region runs from base 242 to 1537 and encodes 431 amino acids. Gene Ontology annotation, cellular component: plasma membrane. NCBI's taxonomy places the organism in Eukaryota, Metazoa, Chordata, Actinopteri, Cypriniformes, Cyprinidae. Gene Ontology annotation, molecular function: G protein-coupled peptide receptor activity; peptide hormone binding. The record is from RefSeq and is a predicted model, not a curated record. The transcript has 13 exons.